Ricinus communis (castor bean) is the source of this 1265-nucleotide messenger RNA. RefSeq lists its product as uncharacterized. Bases 218 to 544 code for a protein of 108 amino acids. The transcript is spliced from 2 exons. NCBI's taxonomy places the organism in Eukaryota, Viridiplantae, Streptophyta, Magnoliopsida, Malpighiales, Euphorbiaceae. The record is from RefSeq and is a predicted model, not a curated record.
GUUUAUGAUUGAUCUAUGUUCAAUUUAAGCUGGGCUCAGUUUGAUACUGUAAGGCGCGGGCCCUAUAGUGCAUGAGGAUUAAUGGCCGAAACAGAAAAUAUCUUGUCGUGGAAGAUCAUCAACUCCCUCGAGUGUCAAGUCUGCCCAAAAAGCCUAAGCACAGUUCUCAUUCCAUCUGGUUUUCUCCCGCCGUUUCGAAGUCGUAGCAGUUUUUCGAAUGGCGUCAUCAGCACCGCCUGGCUCAGCCACGGCCGGGCAAGACCCUAGAAAGGCGGUAGGUCUUAUAGCUAACGCAAUGAAGCGGAAAGAUAGUUUCAUUCAAUUUUUCGCAAUGACCGGAAUAUUACUUUUGAGUGUGAGAUCGUUAGGUCAAAAAUACCGUAUCCAUGACCUUGAGGAAGACAUGUCAGCUCUUAAAGAAGAGCAGCAAACUCUAACAACUCGAUUGAGCAAUAUCAAGCAAGGUCUACUCCACGAAGCCUCUCUUGAUACUACUGGCCUCUUUGCUUCUCGCCUUCGCCAUCUAUUUGGCGACGAAAAUUGAAAUUAAAGGCGUUACCAGUUGUUCUUGAGUAGAUUCAUUAUUAUUAUUAAAUGGACAACAAGUACACUGUUCACAAUUAUAUUGCACAUGGGAAUGGUGAUGGUGUGGUUGGAUACAAAUGACAUUAACUUCGGUAGGCAGAUGACACGAUUUCGAAUUUAUACAAGUGCGUAUGGCUGCCCAUGGGAUUGGGGCCUCUUUAGUGGAAGUCAAUUGCUACUGAAGGGAGGAAAAAGAAAAGAGCAUGAAUGGCUUUGUGGAGUGUAAUUUACUAUGAGCUGAUUCUUUUAUCUCGUUUGUUUGGGACGUAUGCUACUCUGGAUUUACAAAGUAUUGUAUAAACAUGACAAUUGUUAAAGACUUCAAGAAAAACAAACAUGCCAAUUGUGCAGUGUCUAGUCUAUAGGAUUCAGCAUGACUUCCCCACUCAUUGCGGCCAAUGGUCCUACGCUUGCCCCUCCGCUGGCUCCGAGGCUGCUUCCUGAACAAACAAUUAGACAACGCGUAAAUACAAGUGGGAUGCUAUAUUAGUGACCGAACUAAUCAUGUAAUUGCGAUAGCAAUGAUGAGCAUGUGCAAUAAUAAUGCCAUUAUUCUUUAUCAUAAUUGUUUGCAAGCCCUCAUCUGCAUUUUCCUGUACAUUCAUUGAACAUUUUUAUUUAUAGGCUUUUCCUUUUAUUAAAAAAUAAAAUAAAAAAUCCAUGGAGGAAAUGUUCACGUU